Ruditapes philippinarum (Manila clam) is the source of this 766-nucleotide messenger RNA. Its product is annotated as integumentary mucin C.1-like. The transcript has 2 exons. The record is from RefSeq and is a predicted model, not a curated record. Lineage: Eukaryota; Metazoa; Mollusca; Bivalvia; Venerida; Veneridae. Bases 157 to 660 code for a protein of 167 amino acids.
CAACAGUGAUUUUAUUGCAUAAUAACACACACUUUCAGUCCUUCUAUGUUCAAUAGGGAAAAAUGCGGGUCAUGUUAGAAUAAUCAAUCAAACGUAACAAAAUUCUACAUUUACAUAGCUGAUGUUAACAACGGUAUCCAGGUGACUUGUAAGGAAAUGGAAUCUGCGGACUUAACAACAACGCCAACCACCACCACUACUUCCACCACCACCACCACAACAACAACAACAACUACUACAACAGAACCAAAAACGACCUCACAUACAACAACGAUGACAAAUCAAACCUCAACAACACCAGCAACAAGAACACAAAUGCCAAUCACAACAACCCCUUCUUCAACUACAUCUUCAUUACAACCACCAACAACGACGACAACACUAAAACAAACCACAACCACCAAACUUACAACAGAAAAAACACAAAAACCAACGAAAACAACACUAAAACUGUCACCACUUUUACCGUCAACAUCAACAAAAAGAACAACAACAUUAUCCAAAACGACCACUACAAAUCGCAUACCAAGUGAAGGAGGUCUUGAUGGAGAUGAUGAAAAAACAACAUAUGUUACCCUGAUAUUAGCAAUUAAUUUACCGCUAAUAUUAUGUCUUGUUGCCAUCACGUCUUUCUGUCUUUGGUUAAACUGGAGAAGGUAAUGGUAUAAUAUCAUCCAAUAGCCUUUGCAAAUGCGGUACGCUAAAAUAUCCACAGUCAAAAACAGUAUCGUAUUCUUUAGUUGCAUAAUAGGUUUAAUGCCUUAGU